AUGGCCGAGCAGUGUUGCACACAAGCAGAGGGUAGAACUCCAAAAGCAGGUUUAAUCCUGAGGACAACCAUACCAGUCGAUAUGAACGGAACGAAGCCAGAUCAAGGUAUUCAAAUGGAUAAAAUUGGUGUCUAUCAAACCACAGCAUUCGAUGGUCAAUCGAAUGCAAAACCACAUAAUCCACAAGCUGCGUCCGAAAGAGCCGUUGCUCGUCGUUUUUUUCUGAAUCUGAACGAGACUCUGAAAGCACGAUUACGUAAGAAAAUCACAAGUUGA
Messenger RNA from Anisakis simplex (herring worm), 276 nucleotides. NCBI's taxonomy places the organism in Eukaryota, Metazoa, Nematoda, Chromadorea, Rhabditida, Anisakidae. The record is from the annotation of a GenBank genome assembly.